UUGCAGGCUAUACCCUCGUUGUCUGCCCCUGGUUCCCGGUAUACUCUGCGUUGUCUGCCCCUGGUUACCGGUAUACCCAGCCCUGUCUGCCCCUGGUUACCGGUAUACUCUGCGUUGUCUGCCCCUGGUUACCGGUAUACUCUGCGUUGUCUGCCCCUGGUUACUGGUAUACUCUGCGUUGUCUGCCCCUGGUUCCCGGUAUACUCUGCGUUGUCUGCCCCUGGUUACCGGUAUACCCAGCACUGUCUGCCCCUGGUUACCG
This is a messenger RNA of Pelobates cultripes (western spadefoot toad), 262 nucleotides long. NCBI's taxonomy places the organism in Eukaryota, Metazoa, Chordata, Amphibia, Anura, Pelobatidae. The record is from the annotation of a GenBank genome assembly.